AAGGAACCUGUUGGGCGGAGCUCAGCAGUGCAAGAGGGCCAGAGAAGAUCUGGAGUCGGACAGAGGACUAAUCCAGCUGGAGAGGCACUUCUUGACAUCAACAGCUCCGGUCAUGUUCAACUACCUAGCAGUGGAGGUGAGACCCCCGUUCCACCGCAGCUAUGGGGGCCAGCAAGGGGUGUCUGGGCCACUGAAGAGCCGCCUGGAGCAGCUGAAGAAGCCGUGGUGGAGGGAGCCCACCCCACUGGUGCUCCAGCACAGCGAAACGGCCAGGCUUGCCGUCGAUGCCUUUCUUGAGCAGGGCGAGCGCGGCUACCAAAGCGCCAUUGCUGAGGAGCGGGAGCUGCCUUUUCUUUCCACCCUGGAUAUGGAAUAUAUGAACCAGCAGAGAAACCAAAGCUUUCCAGAUCCCAAUGGGAUGAAAGACAAAGAGGCUGACCCUGGCAAUGCGGAUGCUGGAGACAGGUCUUCCCUCUACUCUGAACUAACGUCUGGCACUUACUUUCCGCUCAUGUCCGAUGUGCACCCUCCGGAGCUGGAGCUGGGCUGGCCAGGGACAUCGCUUCUCGCGGUGUCUUGUGAGACUCAAGCCACUGUGAUUUUCCAAAGAAACAAAGCUAACAGCAUUAAGGAUUUGCUCCGGUCUCUGAUCAGCAGGGCACGGACGGUGAUAGCAAUUGUGAUGGAUCUGUUUACAGACAUGGAAAUCCUCUGUGACCUGCUGGAGGCGUCAAGCAGACGUCACGUCCCUGUUUACCUGAUCCUGGAUGAAGAGUACUUGAAGCAUUUUGUGGAAAUGUGCAAUAAAAUGGCUCUUACUCAGGACAGCUUCCCAAACAUGCGCAUACGGUGUCUGAGUGGGGACACGUACUACAGCAAAGCAGGCAAGAAAUUUGCAGGUCAGGUUCUGGAGAAGUUCAUCCUGAUUGACUGUGACCAAGUUCUGGCUGGUACAUACAGUUUCACCUGGCUCUGCAGCCAAGUCCACACCAACCUGGUGACUCACUUCCGUGGUCACAUCGUUGAAGAGUUUGACAAGGAAUUCCGGUAUUUGUAUGCAGAGUCCAGAGCAGUGACCAACUUCUGUGUGCCAGAUCCUGGGACAUGCCCCUCUUCUCAGAAUACCUCGAAAGCUGCCAGAUCCCUUUUAAAACCCCCACAGGUGAACGAUGCUGAAAGCUCGAGCCCCUCCAGCAGCAUUUCCAACGUAAGCAUCAGAACCGUAAAAAUAUCUCCCUUUCUGAAAAACUCCAGCUGCAAUAAGCAGCAGGAAAAGCAAGAUUCAAGCUCUGAUUCUGAUAAUAAAAAGGGGAGGAAAGACACAUCUCUGAAGCCCACUUGCCCGAAGCAGCAAGGGGAGCCACCAGACUCAUCCGACACCCCUCCAAAUAAAUCCACGCCAGCCUUGUAUCACAAAUCAAAUCCCGUGACAGCAAGGACAUUCUUGCAGCCAGAGCCUUCCCCUGCGCCGAGCUCCAAUAAAGCUGGUUCUCAAGGGGACAGUAAGGCUGACAGCAGCCGCGGCUCCCCAUUAGGACAGGAGCAGACUUUGCAGUCCCUUUCAGAGGGUGCCAGUAGCAACGAGACAAACGUGAAGCAGAAGGGGCCUGCUGCUACCUCCAGGGAACUGACAGCAGAAAAUGACACCACUUUUUAUGGGAUGGAAAAAAGACAGAGUCCUAGACCUGGAAAACUGGACCUGCUGCCCCCUUACAACCAGCCAAAACGAGAUAAAAAGCCGGUAGUUCCUUGCUAUGAUAAACUCGCUGAGGACACGCUGAUGGAAAAGAGGAGCGCAUACGGGGCUGAGAAAAGAUUGACUCUCGGGCACAGUAAGCUGGAUCUGAUCACCAAGUACAACAAGUUAAAAACUAAACAUAUACACAGUCGGUUCGAACUCUGA
Mesitornis unicolor (brown roatelo) is the source of this 1903-nucleotide messenger RNA. It is a transcript of the gene SACK1C, whose product is annotated as family with sequence similarity 83, member C. Gene Ontology annotation, biological process: epidermal growth factor receptor signaling pathway. The record is from RefSeq and is a predicted model, not a curated record. NCBI's taxonomy places the organism in Eukaryota, Metazoa, Chordata, Aves, Mesitornithiformes, Mesitornithidae. The coding region runs from base 113 to 1903 and encodes 596 amino acids. The transcript has 4 exons.